AUGGGUGAAGACGGAUUUGGUGGGACGCUGCUGGAUUGUCUACAGACGAACGGGUGCCUGACGGAUUUUAUGAUACAGGUGCCGGAGUGGGUAACGCCUACCUAUCUUAAACCGAUUCAUCGUGGCUAUGAAGGUGUGGAGACGGAGGGACCGCGGUUCGAUAUUGAGAACAAAUCGGCGAUGGAUGAGGCAGUCGAAACUACUGUUAUUGAUGCCUUGCGAGAGUGUAUACCGCUUGUUGAUGGUGUAAUUGUCGGGGAUCAGAUGCCGAUUGAGAACUUAGGCGUUGUCACCAACCGAGUGAGAGAAGAGUUAUGCGAGUUGGGAUUGGCGUUUCCUGAUAAAAUCUUUUUCUCGGACUCCCGCACGCGGAUUGGCAAGUAUCGAAACGUUAUCAUUAAACCGAACCGGUUUGAGGCGAAACGUGCUGUUCAGCCAGAGUGGAGCGGACAGGAGGUUGACAUCGAAGAGGCAAGGCAGUGCGCGGUUGCACUCGCAGAACAGACCCAAAGGACGGUGUACGUCACCCUCGGUGAAAACGGUAUUCUCGUCUACAGUGAAGGUGAGUUUACACAUAUCCCCGGUAUUCCCAUUGAUGAUGAGAUUGAUCCUGUUGGGGCGGGUGACAGUGUUUCAGCGGGACUCGUCGCAACGCUCUGUAGCCUACGCACUUCACAAGCGGAGGCAUCUAUUGAAGCGGCUUAUGUUGGGAAUCUGGUGGCUUCCAUUACCGUCACCAAAAUCGGGACCACCGGUACAGCGUCACCCGAAGAAAUCCUACAACGGCAUCAGGACUACGUGAAGUUAUGA
Messenger RNA from Geodia barretti, 810 nucleotides. The record is from the annotation of a GenBank genome assembly. NCBI's taxonomy places the organism in Eukaryota, Metazoa, Porifera, Demospongiae, Tetractinellida, Geodiidae.